AUGCGACUGCUGCUUCAUCUCUUUGGAAUCAUUUUACUGGUGCUAGUACCGACUAUGGCAGAGAAUGCGCCGUGCACGGCGCGCGAUGGUGAUGACUAUUACGACCUCAGUUCUCUCAGCGCAAAUAAGGACUACGAAUUUGACUCCCCUACUGGCGUGAAGUUCGUCAUCAAUGUCUGCAAACCGGUUCUAUCGGAGAAGUGGGCACUCAAGGUUGAUAGACCCGCGGACGUCGGUGGAAUCGCACAACAUGAGCGUGGUAGUUUCUCCAUAGGUUACGCAAAUUCCUCCCUUGCAAUGUACAACGGGCACCCGGUGUCCGUCAUGACCGGCGGGUCAGAGUGCGCGAAUACACAGGACAUGUACGCCUCUUCCGCCGUUCGCUUCAUAUGCGACACCUCCGUAUUUGGUGCCGGCAAGCCGGAGCUGGUUGCACAACUACCACCCGGGGACAAUGACGCUUGUGCUUUCUUCAUCGAAUGGCGUACCCAUGUAGCCUGUCCCACUCACGAGAAGACCGGCACAGUGGGAUUCGUAACCGUCGUAGCAGCGAUUCUGGGAACACUCCUCAUGCUGUACAUCCUCGUCGGGACGUUCUACAAUCGUUACGUGUUGGAAUUGCGGGGGUUUGAUCAGAUCCCUCGCAUAUCCUUCGGCGGCACGAUCGAGUUCCUCCGCCGCUGCGUUGACGAACUGAAGCCUAGCUCGUGGCAUGCCGGCGCAGGAGGCUGGACGAGACAACAGCGGGGUGGUUACAGCGGACUGACUGAGGAAGAAGGGGGCCUGAUGGCUGGACCGCCGGGCUUCUUGGACGAACAAGACGAGGAGGAGUCAACCGCGCCGGCAGCGGAUGGAUAUAGUACAAGACCGGCGGGAAUGGACUCUGACGGACAGCAGCCCAUGGACGAGCCUCAAAACUUCCUCCCCGCCUACCCGAUGUACGCGUCAGAAGAUGAGCAAUACCACCUCGUGUAUCCACAACAACACCAGAUGCCAUACCAUCAGGUCGUGCAUCCUGGCCCUCCUCCUCGCCAGAUGUCCGAUUCAGACCUCGCCAUACAGUACCAACGUUCCCUAAACAUGAUGCCUCCGCAGGCCCACUAUCCCGCACCCGUGUAUACCGCGUCGCCGCCACAUGGCGUGAUGCCGCUCUCUGGGUCCCCUCCCCCGCCAUCCCCCAAUAUGUAUGACCCCCUCUCUCCCCCUGUUUCGGGAUCAGACACAUCUGCGGACGGGAUCUACCAUCAUUCGAGACACAGCUCCGCGACAGGAUCCCCAUCAUCGUCGCGCGCCAACUCCCUCGUACACAGAAACCCGCUUAGGUACAACCCGACCCCCUCUCCUACGAGUUCUUCCGCUGGGCGCCGUAGCCGAGGACGCUCGAUUUCUGACGACGACGACGGGAUGGGUAUCGGAAUGGCCGAGUCGCUCGCUAACACGCGGAAGGAGGCCACUCGUAGGCAGAGGAUAGAGGCAGAGCAGCGGCGGCGCGAUGAGCUCCGGGAUGGCUAUGCUCGGCUGAAGGAAGUGCUGCCCGUUUCGAACCAGAAAAGCAGCAAGGUGUCGCUCCUCGAAAGGGCUUGUCACCACAUCAUGACCCUGGAGAGGUCCAACAGACAAAUUCAGGCACGUCUUGACAAGAUUGAGGACGAGGUUGUGCGACUGCGUUCUCUUAACGAGAAGAUCUCACUCGGCGUCGGGAACGGCAGCCCUUCGCCGGGACAGGGCAACGUGGACGCUCGACCAUUGUCCCCGCCGCCCGAGGAGUCACAGCAGCACCAACUCACUUCCGUUGCGGGACAGCAGCCCCCGGAAGAAUCGAGUCCAUCGGCUUCGGAAGGUGGAUUCUAA
Rhodofomes roseus is the source of this 1851-nucleotide messenger RNA. RefSeq lists its product as uncharacterized. The record is from RefSeq and is a predicted model, not a curated record. Bases 1 to 1851 code for a protein of 616 amino acids. The transcript has 9 exons. Lineage: Eukaryota; Fungi; Basidiomycota; Agaricomycetes; Polyporales; Fomitopsidaceae. Gene Ontology annotation, biological process: vacuolar transport. Gene Ontology annotation, molecular function: protein dimerization activity.